Daldinia childiae is the source of this 477-nucleotide messenger RNA. RefSeq names its product Nascent polypeptide-associated complex subunit beta. The record is from RefSeq and is a predicted model, not a curated record. The coding region runs from base 1 to 477 and encodes 158 amino acids. Gene Ontology annotation, cellular component: cytosol; nascent polypeptide-associated complex. NCBI's taxonomy places the organism in Eukaryota, Fungi, Ascomycota, Sordariomycetes, Xylariales, Hypoxylaceae. The transcript has 3 exons.
AUGGCCGACGUGCAGGAGAUCCUUAAGAAGAAGUUCGGCGGUGCUGCGCCUUCGCGUACCGGUGGAAAGGGAACCCCGCGACACAAGCAAAAGCGGAACGUUGCUCGAAGCGCCAACGACGACAAGAAGCUACAGGCUACCCUGAAGAAGCUCAACACUCAGCCUAUCCAGGCUAUCGAAGAAGUCAACAUGUUCAAGAGUGACGGAAAUGUUAUUCACUUCUCCGCUCCUAAGGUUCACGCUGCUGUUCCCUCUAACACAUUCGCUAUCUACGGCGCUGGUGAGGACAAGGAGCUUACGGAACUUGUCCCUGGCAUCCUAAACCAGCUCGGACCCGACUCUCUAGCUUCUCUCCGAAAACUGGCCGAGAGCUACCAGAGCAUGUCCAAGGAGUCUAAGGAGGCGGACGCAGAUGCGGACGAUGACGACAUCCCCGACUUGGUCGCCGGCGAGAACUUCGAGAGCAAGGUCGAAUAA